Molecule: messenger RNA, 1179 nt
Organism: Debaryomyces hansenii CBS767
Lineage: Eukaryota; Fungi; Ascomycota; Pichiomycetes; Serinales; Debaryomycetaceae
Exons: 1
Coding region: 1-1179 (392 amino acids)
Biological process (GO): protein folding
Cellular component (GO): endoplasmic reticulum
Molecular function (GO): protein disulfide isomerase activity
Source: RefSeq, a predicted model, not a curated record
AUGAAACUAAGUUGUGCAAUAAUAACAUCAUUCUUAGUUAUUUUAGUCCACGGAUCCGGAGUUUUACAAGUAAAUGAUCAAAAAUUUAAAGAUGUUGUAAUCACUUCGGGAAAGUAUACAUUAGUGAAAUUUUAUGCUGAUUGGUGCCGUCAUUGUAAAAACAUGUUACCAGCGUAUGAAGAAGUCAGUCGUUUGUUUGAAAAUGAACCAAAUGUACAAAUUGUUAAAAUCAAUGGGGAUAAGGAUGGUCGUAAAAUGAGUAAAAAGUACAAUAUUGAAGGGUUUCCAACUGUUAUGUUGUUUCAUGAAAAUGACGAGCCCAUUGAAUUUAACGGUGCUAGAGAUGCAGAUGCAAUGAGUAACUUUGUGCAACACAUAGCGAAUAUACGGUUGGAUAAAUCUAAAGAUCUGGGAAAACCAGAUGGCGAAAAAUCACAAGUAUUGGAAUUGAACGAUUUGAACUUCCAAGAAAAAGUGCUCGAUAAUGACAAGGCUACUACGAUUGUAGCAUUUACAGCUCUGUGGUGUGGUCAUUGUAAAACCUUACUGCCAAUAUGGGAAAAAUUGGCUAAUGAUGUAUACGUCAAUGAUGAUAAGAUAGUAAUCGGUAAAGUUGUCACUGAUGAUAGUCCGGCGGACAAAUUGAUGUCACAAUUUGGCGUUACCUCAUUCCCAACUAUAUUGUAUUUUGAUUCGAGUAAAGUAGACGAAGAUGGCUUAAGAAGACCUGUUUUGUUUUAUGGUGAUAGAUCUCUUGAACAGUUAGUUUCAUUUAUUAAUGAGAAAGCAGGGUUGCAUCGCGAUACAAAUGGUGAAUUGUUGGAAACUGCUGGUAAAAUAAGCAAGUUAGACGAACUAAUUAGAGAUAAAUUACCAAAACUGGACGGAAGCGGAGUAGGAAUGGAAUUGUUGCGUGAAUUAAAUAAAAUUAUCGCAUUAAGUACCAGCCUGGUGGUUAACAAACAAGAAGCUGUAUCCAUUGGAGAUGAUUUAUCAAUGGCAAAAUAUUAUAAGAAAUUGAUAAACAAUGUUAUCAACGGAGAAACUGAAUUUUUUGAUAGGGAAAUUAAUCGUUUAACCAGAAUGAUUCAGAAUAAUAAGCAGAGCUUACAAAAGCAGACUAUCGAUUCAAUCCAAAAAAGAUUAAAUGUAUUAAGCAUAUUCACUAACCAUUUGUGA